UGUGUAAGAGGGGUGGGACGGAGAUGGCACCCAGGAUCUCUGGGGCACUUGCUCCUUUCUGAGCCAGACAAGGGUCAGGAGCUGGACUGGGACCAGAACACCAGCAAGGCGUCAGAGAAUGUUCUCUAAAUAAAACCAUGGCGCUUAAGAAAAAUAACCACCUUCUCAUCUUCUACCUCAGUUUCUCACUGUUCAUCUACGUAAAGAAUUCUUUUUGCAAUAAAAACAACACCAGGUGCCUGUCAAAUUCUUGCCAAAACAAUUCUGCAUGCAAAGGUUUUUCACAAGACAGCAAUUGCCAUUGUUCAGACAUAACCAAUAAUUUGGACAAAGACUGUGACAACAUGAGAGAUCCUUGUUUCUCCAGUCCCUGUCAAGGAAGUGCCACUUGUGUGAACACCCCAGGAAAAAGGAGCUUUCAGUGCCAAUGUCCUCCUGGGUAUAGUGGGAUCACCUGUGAAAUUACCACUGGUUCCUGUGGUAUGAACUCCUGCCAACAUGGUGGUAUUUGCCACCAAGACCCUGUCGACCCUGUCUGCAUCUGCCCUGCUGGAUACACUGGAAGAUUCUGUGAAAUAGAUCACAAUGAUUGUGCUUCCAGCCCUUGCCACAAUGGGGCUGUGUGCCAGGAUGGCAUCAAUGGCUAUUCCUGCUUUUGUGUCCCAGGAUAUCAAGGAAGGCACUGUGACUUGGAAGUGAAUGAAUGUGUUUCAGAUCCCUGCAAGAAUGGGGCUACGUGUCUCAAUGAGAUAGGAAGAUACACUUGUAUCUGUCCUCAAUAUUAUUCUGGUGUGAACUGUGAAUUGGAAAUUGAUGAAUGUUGGUCCCAGCCCUGUCUAAAUGGUGCAACUUGUCAGGAUGCUCUGGGAGCAUAUUUCUGUGACUGUGCCCCUGGGUUUCUAGGGGACCACUGUGAGCUCAACUUUGAUGAAUGUGCGAGUCAGCCGUGUCUCCAUGGAGGGCUGUGCAUGGAUGGAGGAAACAGAUAUAGCUGUAACUGCACAGGUAGUGGAUUCACAGGGACACACUGUGAGACCUUGAUGCCUCUUUGUUGGUCAAAACCUUGUCACCAUAAUGCUACCUGUGAGGACAGUGUUGACAAUUACAUUUGUCACUGCUGGCCUGGAUACACAGGUGCCCAGUGUGAGAUGGACAUCAACGAAUGCGAGAGUAACCCCUGCCAGUCUGAUGGGGAAUGCAUAGAGCUGUCCUCAGAGAAACAAUAUGGUCGUAUUGCUGGGCUGCCUUCUUCAUUCAGCUACCUUGAAGCCUCGGGCUACGUUUGUAUCUGUCAGCCUGGAUUCACAGGAAUUCAUUGUGAAGAAGACAUCGAUGAAUGUUCAUCAAACCCUUGCCAAAACGGUGGUACUUGUGAGAACUUGCCUGGGAAUUAUACUUGCCAUUGCCCAUUUGACAACAUUUCUGGAACAUUUUAUGGAGGAGAGAACUGUUCUGACAUUCUCCUGGGCUGCACCCAUCACCAAUGUCUAAACAAUGGAGUAUGCAUACCUCACUUCCAAAAUGACCAACAUGGAUUCAGCUGCCUAUGUCCACCUGGAUAUACUGGAUCAUUGUGUGAAACUGUCACCACACUUUCAUUUGAGGGCAGUGGCUUUCUAUGGGUCACAAGUAGCCCACAUACAACCAAGGACUCAGUUUGUAACAUAGCCUUCAGGUUUCAGACUGUUCAGCCAACAGCACUUCUACUUUUCCAAGGGAACAGGGACACAUUUGUAAAGAUGGAGUUGCUAAGUGGCUACAUUCACUUAUCAAUUCAAGUUCAUAAUCAGUCAAAAGUGCUUCUGUACAUUUCCCACAACACCAGCGAUGGAGAGUGGCAUUCAGUGGAGGUAAUAUUUGCAGAGACCGUGACCCUUACCUUAGCCAGCAGCUCUUGUACAGAGAAAUGCAUCGCUAAAGUUCCUUCUCCAUUUGAAAGGACUCAAUCAAUAUGUGCUUUUCAAAACUCUUUUUUGGGUGGUUUACCUGUGGGAUCAGCCAGCAAUGCAGUCACUCUGCUUAACAUCUAUAAUAUCCCAUCCACACCUUCGUUUGUAGGCUGUCUCCAAGACAUUAAAUUUGAUUUGAAUCCCAUUACCUGGGAGAACAUUUCAUCUGGCUUGUCAUUAAAUGUCAAGGCAGGCUGCGUGAGGAAGGAUUGGUGUGAGAGUCAACCUUGUCAGAAUAGAGGACGCUGCAUCAACUUGUGGCUCAGCUACCAGUGUGACUGCUACAGGCCCUAUGAAGGUCCCAGCUGUCUGAGAGAGUAUGUGGCAGGCAGAUUUGGCCAGGAUGACUCCACUGGAUAUGCUGUCUUUAAUCUUGACAGGAGUUAUGGACAGAACUUCAGCCUCUCCAUGUUUGUCCGAACAAAUCGACCGUCAGGCUUACUUCUAACUUUGAAAAACAGCACUUACCAGCAUAUUCGUGUCUGGCUAGAGCAUGGAAGAUUAGCACUGCUGACUCCAAGCUCUCCUAAAUUCACAGUAGAAUUUGUUCUUAGUGAUGGAAAUGUCCACUUAGUGACUUUGAAAAUCAAGCCAAAUAAAAUUGAAUUGUAUCAAUCUUCACAAAACCUUGGAUUUAUUUCUGCUCCCACAUGGAAAAUCCAGAGAGGAGAUGUCAUCUACAUUGGUGGCCUGCCUGACAAGAAAGAGACUGAAAUUUAUGGUGGCUUCUUCAAAGGCUGUAUCCAAGAUGUAAGAUUAAAUAACCAAAAUCUGGAAUUCUUUCCAAAUUCCACAAACAGUCCAUCCCACAGUCCAAUUCUUGUCAAUGUGACUCAAGGCUGUCUGGGAGACAACAUCUGCAAGACCAAUCCCUGUCACAAUGGAGGCAUUUGUUAUUCCCUGUGGGACGACUUCUCCUGCUCCUGCCCUGCAAAUACAGCUGGGAAAGCCUGUGAAGAAGUUCGGUGGUGUGAACUCAGCCCCUGCCCUCCCAGUGCCCAGUGCCGGUUGGUGCCCAAAGGAUUCGAAUGUAUUGCAAAUGCUGUUUUUAACGGACAAAGCAGUGAAAUAUUGUUCAGAAGUAAUGGGAACAUUACCAGAGAACUCACCAAUAUCACAUUUGGAUUCAGAACAAAAGAUGCAAAUGUGAUAAUAUUGCACGCAGAAAAAGAGCCUGAGUUUCUUAAUAUUAGCAUUCAAGAGUCCAGAUUAUUCUUUCAAUUGCGAAGUGGCAACAGCUUUUAUGUGCUGCAUCUUACAAGUCUGCAGUCAGUGAAUGAUGGCACAUGGCACCAAGUGGCUCUUUCCAUGAUAGACCCACUGGCCCAGGCCUCCAGGUGGCAAAUGGAAGUGGACCAUCAAACACCUUUCGUGACCAGUGCAAUCGCUACUGGAAACCUCAACUUUUUGAAGGACAAUACAGACAUUUAUGUGGGUGACAGAGCUCUUAACAAUAGGAAGGGCCUGCAAGGGUGUCUAAGUACAAUAGAAAUAGGAGGCAUUUAUCUCUCUUACUUUGAAAAUACUCAUGGUUUCACUAAUAAACCUCAGGAAGAGCAGUUUCUUAAAAUCUCUACAAAUUCAGUGGCUACUGGCUGUUUACAAUUAAAUGUCUGCAACUCCAACCCCUGUUUGCAUGGAGGAAAUUGUGAAGACAUCUAUAGCUCGUAUCACUGUUCCUGUCCCUUGGGAUGGUCAGGGACACACUGUGAACUCAACAUUGAUGAAUGCUUUUCAGACCCCUGUAUCCAUGGCAACUGCUCUGACAGAGUCGCAGCCUACCACUGCAGGUGUGAGCCUGGAUACACUGGUGUGAACUGUGAAAUGGAGAUAGACAAUUGCCAGAAUCACCAAUGUGCAAAUGGGGCCACCUGCAUUAGUGAGACUAAUGGCUAUUCUUGCCUCUGUUUUGGAAAUUUUACGGGAAAAUUUUGCAGAUACAGAAGAUUACCCUCAACAGUCUGUGGGAAUGAACAGACAAAUCUCACUUGCUACAAUGGAGGUAACUGCACAGAGUUUCAGACUGAAUUAAAAUGUAUGUGCCGGCCAGGUUUUACCGGAGAACGGUGUGAAAAGGACAUUGAUGAGUGCGCCUCCAAUCCCUGUUUCAACGGAGGCCUGUGCCAGGACCUACUCGACAAAUUCCAGUGCCUCUGCGAUGUCGCCUUCGCUGGGGAGCGCUGCGAGCUGGACUUGGCAGAUGACUUGAUCUCAGACAUUUUCACUGCCAUUGGCUCAGUGACGUUAGCCCUAUUAUUCAUCCUCUUGCUGGCUGUUGCUGCUUCUAUUAUUGCCUCCAAAAAAAGGGCAACUCAGGGAACCUACAGCCCCUGCCGCCAAGAGAAAGAAGGCUCUCGAGUGGAAAUGUGGAGCAUGAGGCAGCCCCCCACGUUGGAGAGGUUGAUUUAGAAGCAUGGUGCCCCUUUGAGAAAGGGGUCGGCUCAAGGUGAACUGAUGAUUGGACUUGAGUGAUUUUUUUGGACAUACCUGGAGACACUAAUUCAACUUGGAUUGCACUGGAACUGUGAGAAGGAUAAUUUUGAUCUCCUUAAAGAUUUUCAUAGUGGUUUGACUUGACACCAUUGUUUUUUUUUAUAUUAACCAAUUAUUAAACUAUGUCUGCAUCAUUAAUUUCAGCCUCAUAUAUAGCAAAAACAUCUUCCAGAGCACUGUAUCUUUUGCAAAAAGCUCCAGUGGCUAUUGUUUAAACUCUUUACUCUGCAACCUGGGAACAACGUUUUAGUGUGCCCUUUAGCAGACAACUACCAUUUUUUUUUAAUACAGGAACUACAGUAACAACAACAAAACAAUAGAAUACAUUUCUCUUUCUAUCAUGUGGUGAAAGGUUUAAUUAUAUGCCUGUGAUUAGAUAUACAGUCUCAUCCUUUAAUCAAGUACUUAGAGAAAGCCAUGGUCAAAAAGGUGAAAAAGUGAUCAAACCAUAGAAAAAUAACCAUUGAAAUGUGGUGGUUCUUCUGAGUAUUUUUUUUUUUUGCAUUUUGUGGCAUUAAAUGUGACAAAGCAACCCAUGGAAGCAUUUGAAGAACAUGUUUAUGAAUCUUUUAACUAAAUCAUCUCACAAAAAAAUCCUUAUACUAUUUUAUAUUUUUGUGAUACUGAGAUUACAGGCAUGUGCCACUGUGCCCACUAUAGUCUUUAUUCUUUGUAAAGGUUAGUUUAAAAUCAAAACACUUUCUAGAAAGAAGUUAAAAAAGCAAUAAAACUCAAAUUCUCAAUUCUGAAAGACCUAUUUUUGAUAGGUCACCAAGAGUGACAUUCCAAGGUAAGAACCCUAAGUGAGAUAAGCUCAUGGUAAGGGUUAUGUGUACAGACCAUCUAUAUGGUCUGAGGAGGAAAAUCCUGGGCCUUCUAUUUAUAUAUUUAUCUACCCAGUAUUUGUUAUAUUUUUACAUAUGUUUUGAAACACAUGUAACAACAUACUACUAAAGUAUAAUACAAAUCAAACAUUGAAAUACAUGCCUAUAUAUUUGGGGUAUAUGCUCAAACAUCUUAAUGAUAUGAAUUUUUAAAUUUGGUCUAAAAUAAUCUUGUUAAUUACUCAAUGACAUAAUUCCAGAAAAUUCCUCUCUCUUUGAAUAUCAUCAGUUUUCCCGCUUUAUUGAAUCAUUCCCUUAAGCACCAAACAUGCUGUUCUAUGUCCCAUAACAUAGAAUUCUCUCCUAUGACCAUAUAUCCUUUUCAGUCAAGUAUCUGCAAAAGCAUUUUCUAUCUUCUCUUUCUCUUCCAAUCUUCUCUUGAAUUCAAACUAAUUUGCCCUUUCUGUCCAUCAAAGACUUUCCCAUUGCCAACUAUAAUGGUCAGUACUCAGUCUUCCACUUCUCUGACCUUUCAGAAUAUGAAAUAAUUGUCACUCCUGCUGACAUACUUUCCACACAAUGAUACACUCACUAUUCUACCUCCUCUUACCUCACCAUCAGUCCCUUCUCAGUCUGUUGCUGGUUUCUCCUUGUCUCUUAAACUCUGCUUUAUUUUUUUCCAUAUUGUUUAUCACUAUUUUUUCCUAUUUCCCCUGAUUGGAAUUUAAGUUAUAUGAGGAAAAGAACUUUGUUUGUUUUCCCUGCACUUACAACAGACCCUAGUGACAACAUAAUAAAUAUUUUAUGGCUAAACCAACAAAUAAUGAGUGAAUGUUGUUUGCAUUUGUACCUGCUAACAGCAAAAUCCCAGUGUGCCCAAGAUGAGUGUGUUCUGUCAUUGGAUGAUCUGGCUCCUAAACUAUCAUGGCUCUGUAGCCUUCUUAACGUCUUAAUCUCUGAUUUUCCCUCAAUAUCUAACUUUGCUUUAAGCGUAAGUUCAAGAAGACAGAUGUCUCUAGAUGUCUACAUUUGGAGUAUGCCAUGAGACAUGUUUAUCUUUGUAUCCCAUUAAAGUUACAACUUCUUAAUAGAGUUUUAUAUGGGAAGGACAAAAAGAGCUGUUGCCUAAAGGAAAAAGAAAUAAGUA
Molecule: messenger RNA, 6413 nt
Organism: Marmota monax (woodchuck)
Lineage: Eukaryota; Metazoa; Chordata; Mammalia; Rodentia; Sciuridae
Gene: Crb1
Product: crumbs cell polarity complex component 1
Exons: 12
Coding region: 138-4358 (1406 amino acids)
Biological process (GO): Notch signaling pathway
Molecular function (GO): Notch binding; calcium ion binding
Source: RefSeq, a predicted model, not a curated record